Tripterygium wilfordii is the source of this 934-nucleotide messenger RNA. Its product is annotated as germin-like protein subfamily 3 member 2. Gene Ontology annotation, molecular function: manganese ion binding. Gene Ontology annotation, cellular component: cell wall. The transcript has a single exon. The coding region runs from base 165 to 815 and encodes 216 amino acids. Lineage: Eukaryota; Viridiplantae; Streptophyta; Magnoliopsida; Celastrales; Celastraceae. The record is from RefSeq and is a predicted model, not a curated record.
ACAGCCCAAAACAAAAUCAUUUUUGGUGGAUAGAUACUGCAUGUUGAAGCUAACUAAUCCACCUUUUUUGUCUCCUUCCCUUUAUAAACAAGCAAAAUCAACUAUAAACCACCGGUCUAAUCAACAAAGGUAAUUCUCAGUAGGCAGUACCAUCCGAGUCAACCAUGUCCUUGAAAUUGGCUGCUAUUUUUGCUAUUACCUUCCAUAACUAUUAUGUCUCCUUAGCCUCUGACCCAGAUCCUGUCCAAGACUUCUGCAUACCCAUCGCAGAUUCUGCAACUUAUCUGGUGCACUCUUGCAAGAACUCCUCAACUGUCACAGUAGAAGAUUUUGUAUUCACUGGCAUCAAAACCCCAGGAAAAUUUAGCCAAACAGGUUUAUCAUCCACUUCAGUCAAUGUAAAUGUCUUUCCAGGUCUAAACACACUAGGCAUGUCAUUUGUGCGAGCCGAUUUCGAGGUUGGUGGCAUCAAUGUGCCACAUUUUCAUCCAAGAGCAACUGAGAUUGCAUUUGUGCUACAAGGGAAAUUAUAUUCAGGAUUCGUCGAUACACAAAACCGGGUUUUCGCCAAAGUGAUUGAGAAAGGAGAGGUCAUGGUGUUCCCAAGAGGCCUCCUGCAUUUCCAAAUGAAUGUUGGAGACACACCAGCAACUAUCUUGGGGAGUUUUGAUAGUCAAAAUCCUGGGCUGCAGAGGAUUCCAAGUGCAGUUUUUGGAUCUGGGAUUAAAGAAGAGCUCUUAGAGAAGAGUUUUGGAUUGAGUGCCAAAGAGAUUGCUCAUUUGAGGAGAAGGCUUGCUCCUCAUGGAUUGGAGUAGAAGGUGAAGAUUAUUUCUAAUUUUUUAUAGUAAAAAGAAAAAUAAUGUCAUAUUCUUUAGUUGAAAAUUCUCUGUGUCUCUUGAUUUAUGCCCACUUUAAUAUAUAAAUAUUAAGUCAA